AUGGCGCCCAGCAAUUGGCGGGAGGGGAGGCGCGUGUUGCUAAGCGACGAGGCGGGAGAGCGCGCGCACGCUGGAGCCGCUGAAGAGUUCUUAAGGGAUGCGUGGUGCGGCAGCUCCGAGACCGAAAGGACGCAGCGAAAGCUCCGCGUCCUCCAGGGGGUUUGCGGGGACGCCCUCUCAGAGGCGGCUGGGGGCUGCGCAUCUUCCACACUCAGGAGACAGGAUAGAGAUUCCUUCUGCCAUCAGAUGUCAUUCUGCUUGACUGAACUACACCUGUGGUCUUUGAAGAAUACCUUACACAUUGGCGAUAGAGACAUUGGGAUCUACCAGUAUUAUGACAAGAAAGAGCCAUCAGCAACAGAUCAUGGUAACUUAGAAGAAAAGCAGAGACUGGCAGAAUCACGAGAUUUUCCAUGGACGCUCAAAAACAGACGCCCAGAAAAACUUCGAGACUCACUCAAGGAGUUGGAGGAGCUGAUGCAAAACAGUCAGUGUCUGCUGAGCAAAUGGAAGAACAAAUAUGUCUGUCAGCUCCUGUUUGGUUCAGGUGUGCUGGCGUCCCUAAGCCUUUCCGGGCCGCAGCUGGAGAAAGUGGUGAUUGAUAGAAGCCUGGUGGGGAAGCUCAUCUCAGACACCAUCAGCGAUGCUCUUCUCACAGACGGCUUCAUCAUCCUAUCGUUUUUGGCACAAAACAAGCUGUGUUUUAUUCAGUUUGCCAAGAAGAUGAGCUCUCCUGAUACAAACAGAAGGCUGGAAAAGCUCUCAGCCUUGGACUAUAAGAUUUCCUAUUAUGAAAUCCCUGGCCCAGUAAACAGGACAACACAGCGUCGUCUCGCUAUCAAUUGUGUUCAAGACACGAUUGUUUGCUGGUGGCCACUGGUCAGUGAUGAUGCUUGGCCUUGGACCCCGAUUUCUUCUGAGAAGGACAGAGCCAAUCUGCUGCUCCUGAGUUAUGCUCAAGGAAGGCUGGAGGUUCUGAGUUCUGUACGCACAGAAUGGGACCCACUGGAUGUUCGCUUUGACACCAAACAUCCUAAUCAGGUGUUGACAGUGGAGUGCUCCAUCAGUGUAGACAGAGAGCCCGCGGCUGACAGCUGCGUCUAUGAAUGUGUUCGGAACAAAAUCCAGUGUGUAUCAGUCACCAGAAUACCACUAAAAUCAAAGGCCAUUAGUUGUUGCAGGAAUGCUACUGAAGACAAACUGAUUCUGGGCUGUGAAGAUUCUUCAGUAAUUCUUUAUGAAACUCACCGUAGAGUGACUCUCUUAGCUCAGGCUGAACUUCUGCCUUCAUUAAUAAGCUGCCACCCAAGUGGGGCCAUUCUCCUAGUUGGCAGUAACCAAGGGGAGCUGCAAAUAUUUGAUAUGGCUCUUUCUCCUAUUAACAUCCAGCUUUUGGCUGAAGACAACUCACCUAGGGAGACUCUACAAUUCAAAAAAUUCUUUGAUGUUUCUAGCAGUCUUGUUCAAAUGCAGUGGAUAGCGCCUCAGGUUGUUUCUAAGAAGCCUGAAAGUGGGGACAUCUAUAAUCUCCUCUUCCUCAGGUUUGACAGAGGACCUUUGGGUGUACUUCUGUUUAAACUUGGUAUCUUCACACAAGGACACCUGGGUCUGGUAGACAUCAUCUUCCAGUAUGUUCACUGUGAUGAGAUCUAUGAGGCAAUAAACAUCCUGAGUAGUAUGAACUGGGACACUCUGGGCUAUGAGUGCUUUAUCAGCAUGUGUGCCAUUGUAAACCAUCUUCUUAGACAAAAGCUCACACCAGAGAGAGAAGCACAGCUUGAGGCAAGCCUUGGAACCUUCUAUGCUCCAACAAGACCACUCCUGGAUACGACUGUAUUAGAAUACAGAGACCAAAUCAGCAAAUAUGCAAGGAGAUUCUUCCACCACUUGCUCAGGUACCAAAGAUUUGAAAAGGCAUUUCUGUUAGCUGUUGACAUUGGUGCUCGUGACCUGUUUAUGGACAUCCAUUACCUUGCACUAGAUAAGGGAGAACUAGCACUAGCUGAAGUGGCAAGAAGGAGAGCUAGUGAUAUUGAUGCAGAAUCAAUAACCUCUGGAGUUGGAGACUGGAGCAGAUAUGUGGAACAGAAGCACCAUUGAGAAAGAAAGAAAAGAGUGGCUCCUGAAGUUACUUAAGAGAGACUACAAACCAACAACAAUAAAACAAAACUAAUAACCAAAUUAUAGUGGUCCUUGUCUACUAAUGGCCUAUACCUGGAUAUCCUGUAAACUGUUUUUUUUUUAUCCUCUACCUAUUCUCUUGUUUUCCAUUGGUAUGAUAUUAUCUCUUAGCAUUGCCAGUUAUUUUUACUGAAUUCUAAUUAUUGAAUUAAAAAAUUAUACAUGUAUCAAUGGUGUUAUAUUCCUCCAGAGAAGAUUUUCCUUUUCCUGUGUUGGGCAAGAAGAAUGAGGGAUAACAACUUUAAUCCAGUCAGUAAAUGUGCUAAAUUGAUGCUGGGUUGUAAUUUUAGUAAAAUUCAGCCUACCUCUGACCUUCCUCUAUACCUACGUGUGUGUGUGUGUACAUACAUACAUACACAAAGACACAUAUAAUAAUGUUAUAUAUAUUGUUUAUGAUACAAUUUGUGGCAAGUGAAAAAGAUAAAAUUAAAAAAUUUUAUCCAGGUUUUUAUUUCUUCUCAGAUGGAAUUCUCGUGUGAUGCAAACUCUUCCACUCUACUUAAUAUUGUCUUAUCUUUCAAGUAAAUCUUGAAUUUUAUUGGAUAUUAGUGUGCUUACAAUAUUGCGUUAAUUUCAGGUAUACAGCACAGUGGUUCAGUUACACAUAUAUUCCGUUUUUUCAGAUUCUUUUCUCAUAUAGGUUAUUAUAGAAUAUUAAGUACAGUUCCACAUGCUAUACAGUAGAUCCUGGUUAUCUGUUUCCCAAGAUCCUAGUUUAUCCCUCCCCGCAACUUUUUCCUUUGAUAGCUGUAAGUUUGUUUUUGAAAUCUGUGUGAGUGUGGUUUUCUUUUCUUUUUUUUAAAUCAGCUCAUUUAUAUCAUUUGUUUAAAUUCUACAUAUGAGUGAUAAUAUAUUUGUCUGUCUCUAUCUGACUUCACUUUACUUCGUAUAAUAAUUUAUAGAUCCAUCUAUGUUCCUGCAAAUGACAUUAUUUCAUUCUUUUUUAUGGCUGAGUAGUAUUACAUUGAUAUUUUUACUAAUUCUUCCUUAUCCAUUCCUCUGCCUGUGGACAUUUAGAGUGCAUUCAUGUCUUGGCUGUUGGAAACAGUGCUUCUCUGAACACUGGGGUGCAUGUAUCUUUUCAAAUUAUAGUUUUCUCUGGAUAUAUAUAUGCCCAGGAAUGGGAUUCUUGGAUCAUAUAGUAGUUCUAUUGUUUAGUUUUUUUAGGGAACCUCCAUAGUGGUUGUACCAAUUUACAUUUCCACUAAUAGUGUAGGUGGGUUCAGUUUUCUACACACCCUCUUCAGCAUUUGUUUCUAGACUUUUUCAUGAUGGCCAUUCUAACCAGUAUGAGGUGAUGAUACUUCAUUGCAAUUCAGAUUUGCACUUCUCUAAUAAUUAGUGAUGUUGAGCAUCUUUUCAUGUACUUUUUGGCCAUUUCUUUGGAAAAAUGUCUAUUUAGAUCUU
Molecule: messenger RNA, 3588 nt
Organism: Cervus elaphus (red deer)
Lineage: Eukaryota; Metazoa; Chordata; Mammalia; Artiodactyla; Cervidae
Gene: WDPCP
Product: WD repeat containing planar cell polarity effector
Exons: 17
Coding region: 1-2100 (699 amino acids)
Biological process (GO): cilium organization; nervous system development; establishment of protein localization
Cellular component (GO): axonemal basal plate
Molecular function (GO): protein binding
Source: RefSeq, a predicted model, not a curated record